Molecule: messenger RNA, 3371 nt
Organism: Gopherus evgoodei (Goodes thornscrub tortoise)
Lineage: Eukaryota; Metazoa; Chordata; Testudines; Testudinidae
Product: zinc finger protein 345-like
Exons: 5
Coding region: 239-2776 (845 amino acids)
Biological process (GO): regulation of DNA-templated transcription
Source: RefSeq, a predicted model, not a curated record
UUCCGGGAGCCAGCCGGGGGUUGAGCCGCUGCUGACCUGGGGGAGAGACCUGGAUCCAAGCCCCCUCCGCGCCCAGCCCUGGUGGGGGGGCACUUUCUCCGGGGGCUGGAACCGGACCCGGGCUCUGCCCGCACCAGCCGCUGAGCCGGAGCCUGCAGGAGCUGGUGGCUUUCCAUGAGGAGUCUGCGCCUCUCUGCAGGGUGCAGUGGGCUGGCGGAGAGCCCUCCGCAGGGACGCCAUGCAGGAGAAUUAUGAGACGCUGAUAUCUCUGGCAGAAGAGAUGGCCAUCAGUAUGCCGCGGAUCACCGCGAUGGCCGAAUCCCACCGCAGGGAGCUGGUGUCGGCGGGAUUUCCGAUUUCUAAACCUGACCUGCUCUCCUGGAUGGAACGAGGGGAAGAACCGUGGGUCCCAGAUCUCCAGGCCUCUGAGGACAGAGAGAUCCCGAGAAGCAGCAGUCCAGGCGAAGGGUCAGCGAGUGAAGAGGAGGAGGAGGAGGAGGAGGAGGAAGAAGAAGAAGAGGAAGAGGAGGAGCAGCCACUGGGAUCUCCUGGGAAAACACAGCUGCAGGAGACAUCACCAGACAAAGAGGAGGUGGAGAAUCCCAGCGCAGGGCCGGAUGGGAAACUACAGAGCUCGGAAGGGAAGAAUGAAGACAAACCUGCAGGCCAGACAGGAGCCCUCAAGCAGCCGCCGGCGCCUGCAGGGGUGGACAAGGCGUUCCGCUGCGCCGAAUGUGGGAAGACCUUCAGCCAGCGCUCCAACCUGAUCCGGCACCAGCGCCUCCAUGCCACCGACAAGCCCCACAAGUGCCCCGAAUGCGGCAAGGGCUACAGCGAGCCGGCGGCGCUGGCCCGGCACCAGAAGUCCCACGCGGCCGGAAAGCCCUUCCAGUGCGGGGACUGCGGGAAGGGCUUCAACUGGAGCUCCCACCUGGAGCGGCACCGGCGCAUCCACACCGGCGAGCGGCCCUAUGAGUGCGGAGACUGCGGGAAAGGCUUCAGCGUCAGCUCCCACCUGGAGCGGCACCGGCGCGUCCACACCGGUGAGCGGCCCUACAAAUGCGACGAGUGCGGCAAAGCCUUUGCCGUCAGCUCCACCCUGGCCCAGCACCAGCGGGUCCACGCUGCUGACAAGCCCCAUCGGUGCCAAGACUGCGGCAAAGCUUUCGGGCUGGGCGCUGCCCUCCUGGCCCACCAACGGAAGCACCGGGGAGAAAAACCUUUCCAGUGCCCCGAGUGCGGCAAAGCCUUCGGCUUCACAUCCCACCUGGAGCGGCACCGGCGCGUCCACACUGGAGAGCGGCCCUUCCAGUGCGACGACUGUGGGAAGAGCUUCAGCCGCAGCUCCCACCUCUACCGGCACCGGCGCGUCCACACCGGGGAGAAGCCACGGAAAUGCACAGACUGUGGGAAGAGCUACCACCUCAGCGCCGCCACCGUGGCCCAGCUCCAGGCAGCACCUGCCGGCAGCGCGAGGGAUCCCACCAAGUGUGCCGACUGCGGCCGCCGGCGCAUGCCACCACCAGCCGCCGUACCGGAGCCUGCCCCGGCGCCUUCGGGCUGCGCAGAUAAGCCCCACAAGUGCCCCGAGUGCGGGAAGGGCUUCGGACAGAGCUCCUCGCUCGUGAAGCACCAGCGGAUUCACACCGGCGAGCGGCCCUUCCAGUGCGGCGAGUGCGGCAAAUGCUUCGGCUGGUGUUCGGCCCUCAUCAAGCACCGGCGCAUCCACACCGGGGAGCGGCCAUACCGCUGCGACGACUGCGGGAAGGCCUUCAGCGUCAGCUCCCACCUGGACCGGCACCAGCGCGUCCACGCCGGCGACAAGCCGCACCGCUGCCCUGAGUGCGGGAAGGGCUACAGCGAGCCGGCGGCGCUGGCCAAGCACCAGAAAUCCCACGCCGCCGGGAAGCCCUUCCAGUGCGGGGACUGCGGGAAGGGCUUUGCUUGGAGCUCCCACCUGGAGCGGCACCGGCGCAUCCACACCGGCGAGCGGCCCUAUGAAUGCGGAGACUGCGGGAAAGGCUUCAGCGUCAGCUCCCACCUGGAGCGGCACCGGCGCGUCCACACCGGCGAGCGGCCCUACAAAUGCGAUGAGUGCGGCAAAGCCUUUGCCGUCAGCUCCACCCUGGCCCAGCACCAGCGGGUCCACUCCAGCGGCCGGCCCCACCGCUGCAAGGACUGUGGGAAGCGGUUCGCAGCAGGGGCCCAGCUGCUGGCCCACCAGCGGGCCCACCGGGGCGAAAAGCCCUACCCCUGCGGAGUCUGCGGCAAGAGCUUUGGCUUCAUCUCCCACCUGGAGCGGCACCGGCGCGUCCACACGGGCGAGAAGCCGUACAAAUGCCCUGACUGUGGCAAGGCCUUCAGCCGCAGCUCCCACCGCAACCGCCACCAGAGGGCCCACGCCGCCACUGCCACCCAACACCGGCCCUUUAAGGGAGGGGGCGGGGCUGAGGUGGAGAAAGACUCCACCCCCUCUGGCCCGGCCAAACCACAGAGAGGACCUGCCGCUGCCACCGCCGAGGCUGCCCUCUCCCUCCUGCCAACCUGGUGGGGGGAAGGGGAGAGGAGGAGCAGCCAGCCCCCGGCCUGGGCAGAGGACGCCACAGCAGCAGCCGUUCCCUUCCCACACACUGCCGGGGGGCUACGGGGAUGGGGCAUGAAAACCUUCCCUGCCCCAGACGUGACUCCCACCCCAUGGCGGCUGGGGGAUGGUAGCUCAGGCUGGGCAUCCACCCUGCCCCAGGAGGCCUGGCCCCAGCUGCCACCCACUUCCUAACCAGCCUCCCAUCUUUCUCUGGAGCUGUUUACUGGGGCCAGUGGCCCCCUGCCCCAUUCCCAGAACGGGGGACAGGCAGCAGGCCCUCCUCUCUAGACUGGCAGGGUGGGGACAGACAGUGGGUGCUCCUGGCAGCUGUCGGGCGCUAACCCAGCCACCCCACCUGGCAGGGAUAUAUCCUGACCAACGAGAGGUGGUCUCCCGCCACGCAUGCACCCACCCGUUCCCUGUCCCGUGGCCACCACUGGCCUGAGGAUGUGUCAUCCCCGAGAGCACCAGGCUCACCUCCGGAUCCCACGCCCGAGGGGGAUGGGAACCAGAGGGGAGGAGGUCACUUGUGUAUCGGGGAGGAUGAGAAUUAUCAGGGGAGGGGGGCGAAUUAAGCACCUGGAGCACAAAGGAGGAGGUGAGGACGAGGUGCUGGGAGGGGGCUGGAUUGAGUGCUUGGGAGGUAGGGUUGCCACUCAUCUGGUUUUCACCCAAACCGUCUGGGUUUUGGCUUGUGUGUCCGGGUGCCAUUUGAUAAGCCCUGAUGUCCAUUUUUUUUUUUAAUGGAGGGAAAGAGGAAGAGGCAGAGCAGGAUGUGGGACCUCAA